Molecule: messenger RNA, 1843 nt
Organism: Tuber melanosporum (Perigord truffle)
Lineage: Eukaryota; Fungi; Ascomycota; Pezizomycetes; Pezizales; Tuberaceae
Exons: 4
Coding region: 265-1197 (310 amino acids)
Molecular function (GO): DNA binding, bending
Source: RefSeq, a predicted model, not a curated record
CGACCUCCCACUUUCUGUUCUUGAAAGCGUGAGCUGUCUCGAGUCAGUUUUGGUUGAGAUUUCCCAACUACCCACCCACCCGACCGCUUUUUCGCCCCCCUCUUCUUCUUCGCCGUACCAAAGCUCUCUCUUCAAGCCUCCCCACUCCCUCUAAAACAAAUCCCCCUCCCACAGCAACAACCACAACUGUACUCGUACAGUACAGCACUCCGAUAAAAAAUAUAACGCGCUCUCGAUAACCUCUCUCUCUUUUAAUCGAACGAUAUGGCUAGGCCUGGUAAGGAAAAAGCCAUCGCGCCGGCAGUGAUCGAUAUCGAUGAACUCCGUCGCAAACGCGAUGCAUUUGUUACUGCGAUGACUUUGUUGCGCAAUGCCGCCGAUGAGGCGUCUCGGACAGGAUUAGCUUUUUUCGAUAUUUUCAUCGGCUCUGGAACAGAGCAACCGUCCCAGAUUGCCCUUCAACGUAGCACUACGGAGGAGCCGGAAGGUCCUAAAAAGAGAGCUAAACGCGCAAAGCGCGAUCCCGCGAUGCCGAAGAGACCUAUGACUGCUUAUCUGUUGUUCUGUCAUCAGGGCAGAGAUACCGUGAAGGCGGACCUGGGACCGAAUGCCACGCACAAAGAUAUUUUAGCUGAGCUCACUAAGCGUUGGUCUGAGACUCCGGAGGAUCAGAAGAAAGCCUGGCAAGACCUCUACCAGAAAAACCGUGAGGUGUACGCGAAGGAUAUGGCCCUCUAUAAGGCCACUAAGGCUCCUCAAGCUGGCGAAUCUUCUGCAACCUUUACUCCUGUUAACGCCGAAUUGGAGGAUGUUCAAGAGUCAGAGGCAGAAAGCGAUAGGGCUGAAUUGACUGCCGAGGAUGUGGAAGAAGACGAGGAAGAGGAGGAGGAGCUAGAGGAAGAGCCGGAGGAAGACGUUAGAUCCCCGACUCCCCCCCCUCGCAAGAGGGGGACUCCUAGGUCUAAGAAGGCUGCCGCCACCAACGGCAAUCUCAAAAAGGCACUCAACUCCAUUGCCGUCUCCGGCACCUCCACUGCCGCCGCCCCUGCCGUUGUCGGUGCAAAAGCCAAGGCUGAACCAACUAAGAGAAAGCGUGCCGGUCGCAAGAAGGUCGUGGAGGUUGAAGAGGAGGAAGCCUCCGAUGAGGUUACUCCUAAAAAAAAGGCUCCUCGUAAGAGGAGAAAGAGCUCGGAUUAGGACUUUCUCGUAGUCCUGUUAUGUCGACAUGGUAUAAUAUCCCCGUUGUCAUACCUUUCCUGUUUCUUUGUCCUUUAGUCCCCUCUCCCCUCCGGCUAGCGUAUUCGGGUUUUAUAUAAAAUUUUCUAAAAAAUUAAAAAUUAAAAAAUUCCGCUUAUCGGAUUUUUUUCCUUUUUACUUUUCUUUGUCUCCUCGCUCCCUUCUUUCUUUCUGCUUUGUGCCGCAAAUAUUCCGCCUGCUACUCGUCAAAUGUCAGAGUUUUUCUUCUGGGAAAUGUGUACUCUUUAUUUAUGUCUUUUCCAUUCCAUUCAUAUUUGGUAUGUGACAUAUCUACCUUCUCCUGCCUACUACUCCAUUCCAUUCAAACCCACGCAGCUCCAUUCCCUGAAGUUUUCGCGGAAUGGAUUGAGUGGAGUAUUUGACCUGUAAUGAUCUCUUUUUCCCCUUUCUCUAUCCCUUGAUAUUGUGACGCAACCCCCCGGUAGGAGGUUGGUUGGUCGGGCGAUUCUUUAUUAUUUUCACUUUUUUUCCCCCUUCAUUCCGACUUUGGAUAGGAUGCGUCAGUGGUAUUAUAUGUUAUUAUAAGAUAGGAUAGGAUAGGGUAGGAUACGAGUGGUGGAAGAUUUAUUCUGGCUUAUAAGGAUAA